This is a messenger RNA of Rasamsonia emersonii CBS 393.64, 381 nucleotides long. RefSeq lists its product as uncharacterized. The transcript has a single exon. The annotation marks the transcript as partial. The record is from RefSeq and is a predicted model, not a curated record. Lineage: Eukaryota; Fungi; Ascomycota; Eurotiomycetes; Eurotiales; Trichocomaceae.
AAACGCGCUUCCAUGGGCCGAUGGAAGCAGCGGGCCUUGGAACGCGCCGGGAAUGGCCUAGAGCCCUGCGCACGGGCGCGUACCCGCAGCCUCUUAAGGCUGACGGCCUUAACCUUAGCGUUACAGCUGAGAAGGCUAAUUAUAAUUAUCCUUCUGCUUGUUAUUAUCUCUGCCCUACCCCCGUCUUGGCGCCCGGAAAUGCAGCUGCUGUCCAUUCAGCGUCCAGCCCACAAUCCAGGGACUGCCUGCGUGGAACAAGACAGAACAAUAAUGCAGGCAGUUAUCGCGUCCUUGCAAUGUUUUGAUUUAAUCGAUUAUUUAUUGUUUGCUUAUUUCUUCCUUGAAUCCUCCACAGGGCUGGGCCAAGGGCGCGGCGCGUAG